Messenger RNA from Anoplophora glabripennis (Asian longhorned beetle), 4961 nucleotides. RefSeq names its product WD repeat-containing protein 26. Gene Ontology annotation, cellular component: GID complex. Lineage: Eukaryota; Metazoa; Arthropoda; Insecta; Coleoptera; Cerambycidae. The transcript has 10 exons. The coding region runs from base 1 to 1701 and encodes 566 amino acids. The record is from RefSeq and is a predicted model, not a curated record. Gene Ontology annotation, biological process: proteasome-mediated ubiquitin-dependent protein catabolic process. Gene Ontology annotation, molecular function: protein binding.
AUGCAGUCUGCCAGCAACGGGUGCGUACAAAAUGGGGCCCCGUCUUGUAGUAAUGGGGCCGCAGAGAAUGGACAUGGCGACGUUGAUAAUGGCAUCACACUUAACCAAACUAAUCAAGAAAUUGUGCGACUUAUUGGACAAUACCUCAAGAAUGAAGGAUUGAUAAAAACAUGUGAAUCCUUAAUGAAUGAAUCAGGGUGUCGUUUAGACCAUCCCGCAGCGGCAAAAUUUCGGCAGCAUGUGAUGGAUGGAGAUUGGUCAAAAGCUGAUCAUGAUUUGCAAGAAUUGCGACCACUCUUAGGUCACAGUACGAAUCUUUUGGAGAUGAAGUUUUUGUUAUUGGAACAGAAAUACCUAGAAUAUUUGGAAGACGGACGAGUUUUAGAUGCUUUACAUGUUCUAAGGAAUGAACUUACUCCAUUGCAACAUAAUACAACAAGGGUGCAUCAGCUUUCUAGCUAUAUGAUGUGUUCAAGCACAGAGGAGCUUCAUGAACGCACAAAUUGGGAAGGUAAAGGAGUAAAAUCUCGUACAAUCUUGAUGAACAAGUUGCAGUCCUAUUUACCACCUUCAGUAAUGUUACCACCUAGUAGACUUAAUGAGUUGCUCAAUCAAGCAUUGGAACUGCAAGCUUUGCGUUGCAGUCAUCACAAUACUUCUCAGGGUGUCGCCUUACUUAACUCUUCCUUAUUAGUAGACCACUGUUGCCCCAAGUCAUCUUUUCCCAUGUAUACUAUUCAGGUAUUAAAUGACCAUUGUGAUGAAGUAUGGUUUUGUCAAUUCUCACCUGAUGGUACCAAGUUGGCAACUGGUUCGAAAGAUACUAAUGUAAUUAUUUGGGAUGUGAAUCCUGAUAGUUGUACAAUAACUCUUAGAAAAGUUUUAGAAGGUCAUAAUUAUGGAGCAGCAUAUAUAGCUUGGAAUCCAGAUUCGACACAUUUAAUUGCCUGUGGUCCAGAAGAAAGUCCAGAAGUAUGGUUGUGGCACAUCGACUCCGAAAAAUUUAUAAAAGUGUCGCAGUCUCCAGAAGAUGCCCUCACUUGUUGUGCCUGGCAUAAAGAUGGCACUAAAUUUGUAGUUGGGGGCGUCAGAGGACACUUUUACCAGUGCGAUAUUGAAGGAAACGUACUAGACUCAUGGGAAGGAGUUAGAGUACAUGGAUUAUGGUGCAGAAAAGAUGGCAAAACGGUUUUAGCAUCGGAUACACAUCACAGAAUCAGAGGUUACAUUUUUGAGGAAGUUUCUGAUCAUCAAGUUUUGCAAGAAGGCCACCCCAUUAUGUCAUUCACGGUAGACAAAAAAGACAGACUGGCACUUUUGAAUGUUGCCACCCAAGGUGUGCAUCUUUGGGAUUUAAACGACAAAUGUUUAGUGAGGAAAUAUCAAGGAGUUACUCAGGGACAUUUUACUAUUCACUCAACGUUUGGUGGAGCCAAUCAAGAUUUCAUUGCAAGCGGUAGCGAAGACAAUCAGGUUUACAUCUGGCACAUAAGGAACGAGCAACCCAUAGCAACGCUCCAGGGCCACACCAGGACGGUCAACUGUGUAGCAUGGAACCCUGUCUACCCUCAUAUGUUAGUGUCAGUCUCCGAUGACUAUACGAUAAGAGUCUGGGGUCCAAAAGAUAAAAUGCCUAAACCAACAGUGUCUUCAAGUAAUGGUGAGUCAAGUAAUGGUACUUGGAACGACAUGGUUUCAUAGUACAAAAAUCAGUAAAAAAGACUGACGUGUCAUCUUGCAUGUUUAAAAAAUUUUUAUGUGUGGAAUCGUAAACUUAUACAUAGACUAUCAUAUAGUUAACACGGUCACACAAAAUGUGUUCUGCUUAGGGGUAUUAUAGGCGAAUGACUAAUGACUUAGCGAUUCGUCAAUCACUGUUUAAGUACCUCCUAUAUGAAGAUGAAACUCAAGCAUAACUUUUAUCAGAAUUUUUCACGUGCUUGGGUUCCAUUUAGUAAAAAUUAUUUAUUUUAUGUAAUUCUAUAUAAGAAUUAUUUAAAAAAGAUUUAAAUAAACUUAGUAUUAAUUUUUUUGUAAUUUUUUUAUAUGAUUUUUAUUGGAUCUAAUAUUUUAAGGGAUUGUUUUUUUUUGUAUAAAUUUCAUAGUUGCUAUUCAGUACAUAACAAAAAUGGCACUGAUUAUAUCAUGAAGAUAUUAUUUCUUCUCAUCUCAUAUCUAGUCCAUAAUCUUUUAAGUUGCAAAUAAUAGAGGUCAGUUUAAAUUAAAAUGCACAUAAGGAAAUUUAUUUUUGUUAUGUACUGUGUCGAAAUGGGGAGCGCAGAACACAGGAAAACAUGUGCAUUUUCCAUUAUCAUAUGAUAAGUAUAUUGGAUAAACAGGUUGAUGAGUUAUUUUAAAUACGUUUUUAGUGACACAGUUUGUUUUGGAAAAUAUUGGCAAAUAAUAUUUUUUACUGAAUUAUUAUCAACGUUCUGUAGAUUGAAUUGUAUUAAAUAUAAUACUUAGUUUUAAUAGUUAAAUUUCAAUAUCGUAACAUAUAUAUUUUUUUAAAUCCAAUUAUUAAACAUUUGCACUGAAGAAAUCAUCAAACAAAAUAAUCUUGCAAGGUUUUUCAAUGUAAAACAGGUCUAUUCUCACAAAUGAGAGCAAUGUCUUUUUAAAACACCAAACAAAUCAUCCAUCAAUUUACAUUUAAGGAUACUAAAUGGUAGUAUGUACUUAAUUUUGAAGGUGUUUUAAUUGUGUUUUUAAUCUUACUAACUAAUGAUUUUUAAUAAACAACUUUGAUUGAUAUAUGGAUUAUUGACGUAAAAAUAUAUACUUAAACUUAAAUAUUUUGUUAAUUUCAGAUAUCAAAUUUUAAUAUAAAAAUUGUUUCAAUCAAACUUAUUGCACUUAGAAAUUGGUUUCUGUUUAUGUGAUUUACGACUUUAAAAUGUCAAUAUUGGCAUUUGGUAUAUUUAUAUUCAUCAUGGGAGAUUGCAAUUAGACACCAAUAUCCGUACUUGUGAAGAUGCUUUACAAAUUUUGGCAUAUACAGUGCAAUAAUUAAGUAUUAUACCUUCUGAAUCGCAGUCGAACUAGAUACACGUUUACUGAUGAAAUUUUAUUUGAUCGCUCGGAAGGCUUACCACUACGUAGUUGGCCGCACAUAAAUAGCGACACACGCUUCGCCCCAAUAAAAUUAGGUUUAAAACUUGAUAGCCAGACUGUAUUUUGUUAACUUUAGAUAUAUAAAAAUUGUUACGUCAAACUUUUUACAACAAUUAGAAAUUGGUUUCUAUUUACAGUGAAAAUCGGUUAAAACGACCUUCAAGGGACCGUUUCUUUACGGUUGUUAUAAUCGAUAGACGUAAUAAGCAAUUACAUAUAUUUUAUUUAAAAUUUUUAUAGAAAAAAAUUAGAAAUUUAUAAUAUAUGUCUUUAAGUAUGACAUGUAUUGCUUUGUGUUCAAAAGAUCUUGCACUUUUCAUUUUCAAUGAAUUGUUUUCGAAUAGAUACUUCGAAACCCUUCCUUCGAAACCCAAUAGAUACCCUUCCAAAUUGGUGAAAUCAUAGUGUGACACGCCAUAUUCUUUUGCUUGCGUGCAUUAGUUUCUCUGUUUUUUAAUCUCUAUAUUAUAUUUGAUUUUUAAUUUUUCUUCUUUAUUAAAAACUUUUCUCUUGACAUCGUGAAAGAAGGUGGUAAUUAAUACAUAUAAUAUAACAAUAUGUGUAGAUAAGUCGUAAUUUGUCCCAAACGUACUAACUGGUGUCAACUGGUUUUAAGGCUGUAUAUCACUAUUGGUUGUUAUAACCGAUAGAUUCUAUGGUAAAUGUAUAUAAAAACGGGUUGCUAAAGAAUUAAAUCGGGACUUCCAAAUUCCGGCGUUAUAUCCAAUAUGUUGUAUAAAGCAAUGUCGUUAUAACCAAUUUUCACUGUAUAUGAUUUAAUUGACGUACAUAUUUAUAAUUUUAAAUUGUCAUUAUUAAUAUUUGAUAUGUGCAUGUUCAUAGUGGAAGAUUGAAUUGAGACACCAAUAUUUGUACUUGUGAAGGUGCUUUAUGAAUUUUGGAAUAUAUGAAAUAUGAAAAACUGAAUCAAAUUUGCAGAGAAACCAAUAAUGAUAAGAAUUAUUUAUUUGAUUUUUUGUAUUCACUGUUUUUCAUUUUUAUAUAUCUAGAGAGCAACUAACUUAAAUCUCGGUAGUACUUAAAGUAAUAACAGGAAAUAUUUUUCUGAAAUUAUUGGAUUGGUUUGUCCUAUUUCACACUCAAAAAAAUCUUGGUCCUUUAUCGUUGAAAAAUCUUGCACCUGAAUGAUUCUUUAGCGAAUAAAAAUGACGAGAUGUUUUACUAAAUUUUGGAACAUAGCUAAUUAUAAAAUUACAAAUAUAAUAUAUUUAAAUGAUUUAAGUUUUCGAACCAGAAUGGAUUAUGUUUUAUAAAAAUAUGAAUAUCCCUUUAAAAUAUUGGCAUUAUUUAAUGAUUAUUUAUGUUUUUAACUGAACUACAUAGUCGAAUCAAAAAAAAGUUUUCCAAUAACUUUUAUUAGCUCGAACAUAAAACUAAUAUUAUCAUUAACAAAUUAGGAAAUAAAUUUAUAUAGAUCUCUCUUCAGUCCAGAUACAUGCCAGUUUUAUUUUGAAGUUAGUGGUUUAUUAAAUGAAUUUAAAAUAAUUUAUUAAUAUAGAAUGGUCUGGAAAUGCAGCUGUUUUGUUGAAUAUUCAUUGGUAAAUGUAUGGUUAAAUAUGGUGUAUUAAAAACUACUGUAAAAAAUAAUACAAAAUAGAAAUUAUGUGACAGUUCAAAAUAAUGUUUUUACUUGUAAAUACAGGCAUAUUUUGUUACAAAUGUGUGAUACUAUCAUUCUCAGAGAUGCAUUUCACAGACUUUAUUUUAUCAUUCUGCAUCAAAAUAGUGUGUGAUGACAUAAGGUUUUAAGCUAAUGGAUAAGUUGCGUGAAAUGUAGCAAUAAAAAUAAUUAUUUUUAAUUUAAUAAAGUUUAACGCUAAACACAA